Medioppia subpectinata is the source of this 453-nucleotide messenger RNA. NCBI's taxonomy places the organism in Eukaryota, Metazoa, Arthropoda, Arachnida, Sarcoptiformes, Oppiidae. The record is from the annotation of a GenBank genome assembly.
GAUAAUCAGAUCUUCUGUCUGCACGGCGGUCUCUCGCCUUCCAUCGACACACUGGACCACAUCCGAGCGCUGGAUCGGCUCCAAGAAGUGCCCCACGAGGGCCCGAUGUGCGACCUCUUAUGGUCGGAUCCGGACGACAGGGGCGGAUGGGGUAUCAGUCCGCGCGGCGCCGGCUAUACGUUCGGUCAGGACAUCUCCGAGACGUUCAAUCACACCAACGGACUGACACUCGUGGCCCGCGCCCACCAACUGGUGAUGGAGGGCUACAACUGGUGUCACGACCGCAAUGUGGUGACCAUAUUCUCGGCGCCCAAUUACUGUUACCGGUGCGGCAAUCAGGCGGCCAUCAUGGAGCUGGACGACACGCUCAAGUACAGUUUUCUGCAAUUCGACCCUGCCCCCAGGCGCGGCGAACCACACGUCACCCGCCGUACGCCCGACUACUUCUUGUAA